Messenger RNA from Stylonychia lemnae, 1482 nucleotides. Lineage: Eukaryota; Ciliophora; Spirotrichea; Sporadotrichida; Oxytrichidae. The record is from the annotation of a GenBank genome assembly.
AUGUUAACCAACGAUAAAGUGAACUUAAGCCCAAUUUAGCAGUAAAACUAGUACAACUACCAUCAUAACUUGCUUAGAACUCUAACUUCUCCCAAUCCUCAGCAUAUAAGUCAGUUUCUGAAUAUUUUUAAGGCACCAAACUCUGAUAUCAUUAGCGAUAAUUAGAUCGGUACAUAAAAUAGGACCACCCAUCUUAAUUUUAAAAAGGAUUUUAUUCAGGCUGAUAAGUUUAUUUAAGGUUCUCCAAUAAUUAGUAUAAAUCCAUUCUCAUUCAACCCCUUGCACAAACCUAUCGCAAGAUUAUCUAACACAACCUCACUUUGCAACAGCAUUGACAAAGAAAAACUUUUCUUGAGUGUUGAGAAUAAGAUGCCUUAAUCAUGGCUUCUCUCUGACAAGAAAACUUCAGAAAUAAAUCAAAAAAGCAUCACGAUGAGUACAAUGUCCUCAAAUUCAAUAUUACCCAGUCAACAGUAACAGCAGGUGAGGCAAUUUUUGCUUUAGAAAAAUCAAGAAAUCUUAAGCGAAUUGAUGGAAACAUCUUAAAACUAAGAUUCAUUCUCAAACUGUUCUCCUCAAGAUUUUAAUACUAGCUAAGAUGAUGAGUAAAACGACGAAAAAUUGGCAGUAAAAGCCCUUACCAACCUCAAAAAAUAGAUGAGCGAGAGAGCUAAGAUCAUGAAGUCAUCUCCCAGUUCUUCUUUGAACUCUGAAUCCCAAGGAGGUGAGGAAAUGAAGCAGUUUAACUAGUUAAUAGAACAACAGUUUUAAGAUAUUUUCAACUCAAAGCAAAGACUAAAUUUGUUCCCACAUCAUAGAACUAACAAUAAUUAUCAACUCAAGAUAUUACAGCUUAGAGACUAGAUACAAAAAGUUGAGUCACAGAUCAUUCAAGAGGAGCAGUAAAAAGAUGAGAUCUUGCUGAAAAUUGAAUAAAUUGAAAAGAUAUGCAAGACUAAUUCUAACCAGUCUAGUAAUGGAUGGAUUGAAUAGUCUUAAGACAUUUCAAACAUCAACUAAUCAUCAAAUAACUGCACUAAUAAUGAUGGAAAAGAGAACACACAAGACAAAUUGAACGAUAAUUUGUAUAAGCUUGUGAGAAGAAACAGAAGACCCGCAAUGCAAAUCCAGAGACUUUUCAAGUGCCCAGUAGCCAAUUGUAAUAAGACAUAUGGCUCAGAUGGCUCUCUGAAUUAGCAUAUCAAACUCAAGCAUCCUGGAAUUCAGUAUGUCUCUAAGAGACAAGCUGCUUUGAAAUAGUAAACAGAGGCACUUGCUGGAGCUGAUGCUAUACUGAGUAAACAUGUUGAAGAUUCACCACAAAGUAUCGAUCGAAUUCAUGAUUCAGAGAAAAAUGAAGAUUAAGAAUUGGUGCAACCCAUUUAACCCUAAAAAGAUUAUGAAAAGAUAAAUGCUGUAAACCAAAUCUACUCUUAAAUCGAAGCAAUCGAAGAACAAGCAGGAAAUAAGUCACUUGAGUGA